AUGCUCAUGGGAGCCUUUUCAGCAUCUGAAAAGCUGAAAAAAACCGAAAAGACUUUUUGGGGGUUUUUCCGGCUUGAUAAACCGAAAUGCACACCCCUUUUUGUCACACAGAUCUAUUCCCCUUAUACUGGCAGGAGUAUAAGAGAGACUACGGUGGAGAUAGACAACGGCCUUGCAUCUAAAGAAAUGCUGACACUUUCCUCGAGAGAAUCCCAAGAACAUGUUUCCUUCCCAAAUGAGCAGGUUGAGACAGAGGAUAAUCAGAGGCAUGAAGUGGGUGAGGAACUUCAUCAGCAAAUGCCAGAUGAAGUUAAAAAUGUAAACUUGAAAGAAAAUGUCAGGAAUCAAGGUGGACCGAUGAGAAAGACAGUUGGUCAUGUGGUUGAGAAAAGUGAUGGAAGACGACAUACUUUAGAUAUUACAAAGCACAGGAUAAUGAAGAGUCUUCAACUGCAUCAUAGAACCCACACAGGUGAGAAACGUUUUGAAUGCUCAGAGUGUGGAAAGAGAUUCAGUAGGAGUGGUAGUCUUCAACUGCAUCAGAGAACCCACACAGGGGAGAAACCUUUUCACUGCUCAGAGUGCGGGCGGAGAUUCAGUCAGAGUGGCCAUCUUAAGGAGCACCAAAGAACCCACACAGGGGAGAAACCUUUUGAAUGCUCAGAGUGUGGAAAGAGAUUCAGUCACAGUAGCAGUCUUCAACUGCAUCAGAGAACCCACACAGGGGAGAAACCAUUUGAAUGCUCAGAGUGUGGAAAGAGAUUCAGUCACAACUACAAACUUGAACUGCAUCACAGAACUCACACAGGGGAGAAACCUUUUGAAUGCUCAGAGUGUGGAAGAAGAUUCAGUCGGAGUGAUAGUCUUCAACUGCAUCAGAGAACCCACACAGGGGAGAAACCUUUUGAAUGCUCAGAGUGCGGAAAGAGAUUCAAUCAGAGUUGCCAACUUCAGAUGCAUUUUAGAACCCACACAGGAGAGAAACCUUUUGAAUGCUCAGAGUGCGGAAGGAGAUUCAGUCGGAGUACCCAACUUCAACAGCAUCAGAGAACCCACACAGGGGAGAAACCUUUUGAAUGCUCACAGUGCGGAAAGAGAUUCAGAUUGAGUAGCACUCUUCAACAGCAUCAGAGAACCCAUACAAGGGAGAAACCUUUUGAAUGUUCCGAGUGUGCCAAGAGAUUCAGUCACCGUAGCAGUCUUCAACUGCAUCAGAGAACCCACACAGGGGAGAAACCUUUUGAAUGCUCAGAGUGUGGGAAGAGAUGUAGUCGGAGUGACCAGCUUCAACAGCAUCAGAGAACCCACACAGGGGAGAAACCUUUUGAAUGCUCAGAGUGCGGAAAGAGAUUCAGUUUGAGUGGCAGUCUUCAACGGCAUCAGAGAACCCACACAGGGGAGAAACCUUUUGAAUGCUCAGAGUGCGGAAAGAGAUUCAGUUUGAGUGGCAGUCUUCAACGGCAUCAGAGAACCCACACAGGGGAGAAACCUUUUGAAUGCUCAGAGUGCGGAAAGAGAUUCAGUUUGAGUGGCAGUCUUCAACGGCAUCAAAGAACCCACACAGAGGAGAAACCUUGA
Molecule: messenger RNA, 1578 nt
Organism: Gekko japonicus
Lineage: Eukaryota; Metazoa; Chordata; Lepidosauria; Squamata; Gekkonidae
Product: zinc finger protein 2 homolog
Exons: 4
Coding region: 1-1578 (525 amino acids)
Biological process (GO): regulation of cytokine production; negative regulation of transcription by RNA polymerase II; regulation of immune system process
Source: RefSeq, a predicted model, not a curated record